Cydia amplana is the source of this 348-nucleotide messenger RNA. RefSeq names its product reactive oxygen species modulator 1. Gene Ontology annotation, cellular component: TIM23 mitochondrial import inner membrane translocase complex. Lineage: Eukaryota; Metazoa; Arthropoda; Insecta; Lepidoptera; Tortricidae. Gene Ontology annotation, biological process: protein insertion into mitochondrial inner membrane; protein import into mitochondrial matrix. The transcript is spliced from 2 exons. The record is from RefSeq and is a predicted model, not a curated record. The coding region runs from base 92 to 334 and encodes 80 amino acids.
GAAUUGAUUAGGAAUUCAUUAUAAAAAAUAGCUUAUUUUAUUUCUGAAUAAAACUGAUAUUUGAUAUUCCGGCGUAUAAAACUCAUUAACGAUGCCUGCUGUACCCGGGGGUAUGUACGGACACCAAGGGCCUUCUUGUUUCGACAAAAUGAAAAUGGGUUUCAUGAUCGGAUUUUGCGUUGGUAUGGCUAGCGGCGGACUCUUUGGUGGAUUUACGGCGUUAAGGUAUGGUGCAAGAGGGCGAGAAUUAGUGCACUCAGUGGGAAAAGUAAUGCUGCAAGGAGGUGGAACAUUUGGUACAUUUAUGGCAAUUGGAACUGGAAUUCGUUGUUGAUCCGGAGAACACCU